Chlorocebus sabaeus (green monkey) is the source of this 4106-nucleotide messenger RNA. Lineage: Eukaryota; Metazoa; Chordata; Mammalia; Primates; Cercopithecidae. The record is from RefSeq and is a predicted model, not a curated record.
GGGCCGGGCUGGGCCGGCCGGGGCGGGGCGCGCGACUGCUCCGGGCGGCGAUGGCGGCGGACGGGGACUGGCAGGAUUUCUAUGAGUUCCAGGAGCCGGCCCGGAGCCUCCUGGACCAGGAGAACUGUAACGCGAGCCCCGAGGCCGGGGCGGGGGCGGGGGCCGGGGCCGGGGCUGGGGCGGGCGGGGGCGCCGACGGAUUCCCGGCCCUGGCCUGCAGCUUGGAGGAGAAGCUGAGCCUGUGCUUCCGCCCCUCGGAUCCGGGCGCCGAGCCCCCGAGGGCGGCCCUACGGCCCAUCACGGAGCGCAGCCUCCUGCAGGGGGACGAGAUUUGGAAUGCCCUGACGGAUAAUUAUGGGAAUGUGAUGCCUGUAGACUGGAAGUCAUCGCAUACUAGGACCUUGCACUUGCUUACUCUGAACCUCUCAGAAAAAGGGGUAAGUGACAGUUUGCUCUUUGAUACGUCAGAUGAUGAAGAGCUGAGAGAACAGCUGGAUAUGCACUCAAUCAUCGUCUCCUGUGUUAGUGAUGAGCCCCUCUUCACGGCAGACCAGGUUAUUGAAGAAAUUGAAGAAAUGAUGCAGGAAUCACCGGACCCAGAAGAUGAUGAAACCCCUACACAGUCAGAUCGGCUUUCAAUGCUUUCCCAGGAAAUUCAAACUCUUAAGAGGUCUAGUACCAGCAGUUAUGAAGAGAGAGUGAAAAGGCUCUCAGUGUCUGAGUUAAAUGAAAUCCUGGAAGAAAUUGAGACUGCCAUUAAGGAGUACUCUGAGGAGCUGGUGCAGCAGUUGGCUUUACGAGAUGAACUGGAGUUUGAAAAGGAAGUGAAAAACAGCUUUAUUUCUGUUCUUAUUGAAGUGCAAAACAAACAGAAAGAGCACAAAGAAACAGCAAAAAAGAAAAAGAAGCUAAAAAAUGGCAGCUCUCAGAAUGGGAAGAAUGAGAGAGGUCAUAUGCCUGGCACACGCUUCAGCAUGGAAGGGAUCUCAAAUGUCAUUCAGAAUGGCCUCCGCCACACCUUUGGAAAUUCAGGUGGAGAGAAACAGUAUUUGACUACAGUCAUUCCUUAUGAGAAGAAAAACGGACCACCAUCUGUUGAAGAUCUUCAAAUAUUAACAAAAAUUCUUCGUGCCAUGAAGGAGGACAGUGAAAAAGUUCCGAGCUUGUUAACUGAUUAUAUUCUGAAAGAGUAUGCUGAGCUGCUGUGGAGUGACAGAAGUCCUGCUCUUUUUCUGGGGCUGUGAGACAUUUCAAACAAACAGCCAUGCAGCCUUUCCCAUAGACGACAUGGGACCUGCUAUAGGAAGCUUUCACAAUUCCACUUAAACACCGGUGAGCAAACAGGGCUAUACAUAUUCCUCACUGCACUCAGCAACUGAGACGCCAUGACUGCCAAGGGCAGGGGCUCGGUUUGAAGUUUAAUGCCUGCUUGGCAUUUCAGCCGUCAUCUCUAGGGGUAUGAGAAACUUGAGAUGGUUUCUUAUUUUAUUAACGUUCUUAUGUGGAACUUACUGGCCCUUUCCCCAGAUACACACAUACCCAGUAAUAUUAAUAAUUUAAUUUGAUGUGAAUUUGUAAAAAUGAUGCCUUGUACUGAAGAAAUGUAGCUUUAAAGGGUAUAUGAUGUAGCAGAAAGUCCUUAGGGGAUGUAUUUUUUAAAGGAGAUUCAACAGUGGUCUGUUUAUAGCUCAUUCUUAAAUUGAUGCUUCUAAAAUGUAUGAAAAUAUACCUGUUUUUUCCUAUCAGCUCAAAGUCUCUUUGUAGUCAGGCUUCCCCUGAUUUUGCUUGGUAAAGUCUUUCUUCUUCAGCAUCGAACCACUGUAGGGUUUCCCACCACAAUCCUCCUGUGCGUAGCAAGUUAAUUUUGAUACUAGUUACGAGCACGUUUCUGACAGCAGGUGGGUUUCUUGUCUCCCUAAAAACAGCACCGCGAUGCUGCGUACUCUGGGAGACACUUUUCUUUUUGCAAGGAUUCCUUGGGAAAGACCCGCCUAACGACAGAGGCACGGGGACUUCUUGUGACACCAGAGGUUCAUUGGACUGAUAACCUUAAAAGGACAAUUUGUCUUUCGGAUCCCAGAGAUGGAAUCUUUUUGGAAGUUACACUGUGUGAUUUCAACUCACAAUGUUUAUUUCCUGCCAAGAAUCAGGUUGCAGAUAAUUCUCUUACAGCUUUGUGUGUUUUGAAGAAAACAAAAGCAAACUGUAGAGCUAUGGUGCACUCCAAGUGCCAUAUAUCUGUUUUAUUCUUCAGGAAAUUAGAUUUGUUUUUCUUUUACAAGAGCACAACAGGAACCAAAGUAAAAGAGUAAUAGAUACAGCACUCAGGAUAAAUCAUAUCUUUAAAAUAAUAAUAAAAAAAUUUACACCUUGUCCUAUAUCCUGUUAGUAUUUUCAUAAUAUGGCCAUGAUUGAAAAAACAAAAAGCAAGCAUCUACAAUUUUUUUUGAUAAAGACUUUAUGCCAGGAAUGGAUUAAUUAUCAACAAAAUUCAUACUAAUCAGGCUGAUGUCAAUCGAUUUUGGUAACAUAUCAUUAACAAAUUUAUUUUGGAAAAAGAUAAAAAUAUUGCCCCUUGAUAAUAAAUCUUUUUUUCCUUUGAUGCAAACAGCUAGAACACCUUUUUCUUUUUCUUUUUGAUAUUCUAAGACAAAAAAAUGGUUAAUCUUCAGAUUAAUAAAUUAGGUCAUUAUAAUAAUAAAUUAAUUUUUUUUAAAGUUCAGCAACCUCUGUCCAAGUAUUUACAACAAUACUUGAAAGUUCCUUUACAAAACAGAACACAUUUUCUUUUCACAUUAAGCAUACUGGGUAUCUGUGUCUUUCACAACAAGCAUUUUUAAAAGAAAACUCAAUGCACAAAUGGGUUAAUUAGUAUAAAAGUGCUAAGGGCUGUUUGAAAAGUUAACACUAUAGUAUACAGUCAGUUAUAUUUGAGGCAUACUACAACAAACUUCCAGCUUAUUGUGGACAAUAUUCCAGUAGUUGUUUCAAACCAUUGUUUGAAAAAAGAAAAAAAAUCCAGGAGCUGAUUAGUGAUGCAGAUAAGAACUGUCAUCAGUGUCUCUGGCCAGUGAGCAAAUUGAAAACCAACUGAAAGCAAAUCCAAAUGAGGAAGAUUUUAAUAAAGGAAUACCCUUCUCCAUAGCAGGUGCAAUGCUGACUGCUCAAGGCGUGCGUGCACACACACACACACAUACAUACUCACACACAUCUUUCCAAUUAAACUGCAGGUAGAAUGAGAUUUUGUGUUAUUCAAAAAAAUUUGUAAGUGAUCAAAGCAUUGAUAUGGAAUGCCUGUUUAUCUGCCUUUGUUCUGGUUAAAAUCUCAAAAAUACAUUCAACAGGAAAACAUAAAUUGUAUGUGUAUAAAUAUAUAUGUGUAUAUAUAUUAUAUACACAUGCACACAAAUACUUUUGUUUUUUGAAGCAUAGAUAGUUACAUAAAUACUCCUAUAAUUGCUAAAGUUUAAAGAGGCAUCAUUUUUUUUGAGCUUCAACAAAGGUGCUUGAAUAAUAUACAAUUAAAAUGAAGUAGUUUCUAUUUUGUAGAAUCAGUAUAUAAUUAAUAAGGAAAAAGAAUCCCCAAACAGUCUUUUUAAAAAAAGUUUCUUCUUAAGCUAGAGCUUCAACAAAAACUAUGAACAACCAACAAUAUAACAGAACAAAGCAACAACAAACAGUGAAAUAUAGCCCCUGGAAAUGCCUGGUGUUCGCCACCCUCUCCCUCCUUCCUGUCACGUUGUUGUAAGAAAAGCUCCAGUGCUCACAUCAAGAAAUGACUUAGAUCUUGUUCAUGUGCUGACUCUGCUAGGAACUGGCUGAUUGGCUUGGAAGAAAAUAAAAGCAGCAAAAAGUAUAACUGUAUAUAUCCUUAAUAACCCGCUUUAGAGAAAUGUUGCUAUCGCAUUUCUCUGGCUUCCUCACUGCCUACUGCAGCUGUGACUGUAUAGAAAAGAAACUUGUGGCUUUAGACCUGGGAUGGCUGUCAAAAGGUUCUGAUGUGCUCGUCUGGUAGUUCUAAGGUGGUUAUGGCAGCUGGGUCGCAAGGCCUUUUUUGUUUCCUGCUCAUUCAGGCCUGAGCUUUGCAGCAACCAGUGCAGUCUUCA